Triticum aestivum (bread wheat) is the source of this 2559-nucleotide messenger RNA. Its product is annotated as zinc finger MYM-type protein 1. NCBI's taxonomy places the organism in Eukaryota, Viridiplantae, Streptophyta, Magnoliopsida, Poales, Poaceae. The transcript is spliced from 3 exons. The coding region runs from base 419 to 1819 and encodes 466 amino acids. The record is from RefSeq and is a predicted model, not a curated record.
GUCUUGUCUUGCUCCUCUUCCUCGACUCGUCCGUUCAGAGCUCGUUCGCAGCCACAGAGACGCGCCGCCGCCCCGCCCAGCCCUGCCAAUCCUACCCUAGGCAGCGGCAGCCUCCUCCGGCCCUUCUCCCCCGCUUGCCCUCGUGCACGCAGGCGCUCCGCAGCGCGCGCGGGGACGGCAGCCGGCAGGAGUCGCGCAGCAUCACAGCCACCAGACAGCAGCCUGGAGCAGUGGUUGUCUGCAGUGCUUUGGUUGGCUGGCAGAAGUCGAGGGGCCGGGCGUCCGGAGCUAGGGUUCGGCUCGCUCACACAGGCGCACUUCGCCACGCCCCGCGCCGGAGUGAGGAGGUCGCGACCAGUCUCCGCAUCCAGCGCAUCGGCCGUUGGAGCCUUGGAGGGACGCCGAGAAGACUACGAGUAUGCAUGAUUUUUAUGCAAGCAGUUCAGUUACUCCUCCCCCUGCCGAUGUUGAGCCUGGAGUUGCCCCGGCUAACGUGACUGCAAAUCCCCUUCCCUUAGUUGCUGUGAGCACAAUGCCUCCUGAGGCUGAAGCCCCAAAUGAGGAGAGCAAUGGUACCACAUCCGAUGAGAGUACAAACCGACCAAGGCAGCGCAUACUAGAAUUUCAUCCAAGUAAAAUUAUUAAGAAUGACAUUGGAGACAAGAACUUCUCAAUCCUUAUUGAUGAGGCUAGAUAUUGCUCAGUAGAAGAGCAAAUGGCAGUGACUGUGAGAUUUCUUGAUGACCACGGGGAGCUCCAGGAAAGAUUCCUUGCAAUUAAGCACAUCACGGAUUGUACAUCUGCUGGAAUUAAAGAAGCUUUGGUUGAUGUGUUGGAUUAUCAUGGUUUGCAAAUUUCUAGGCUAUGUGGACAGGGUUAUGAUGGGGCUUCAAAUAUGAGAGGGGAAUUCAAUGGUUUGCAAAAAUUGGUUAGAGAUGAAGCUCCAUAUGCAUUUUAUGUUCAUUACUUUGCUCACCAGUUGCAGUUGGUGGUUGUCAAUGUUGCUCAAUGUAGUCCUGCUAUUGCUGAUUUCUUCAACUAUAUCCCACUUAUAGUGACUCAAGUGCGUUCAUCUUGCAAGAGGAAAGAUGCAUUACUGGCCAAACAUCAAGACGAAUUGUUAGAUUUGAUGGAGAAUGGAAAGAUUUCAUCCGGAACCUGGUUGGAUCAAGAAUCUAGCAUAACAAGACCAGGAGAUACUCGUUGGGGCUCACAUCUCAGAACCUUGCUUCGUAUAUUCACAAUGUGGAAUGCUGUGGUGGAUGUGCUAGGAAUUGUAGUGGUUGAUGCUCGGGAACACACUUGUCAAGGUGGAGCUUCAGGUUUGCUUAUUAAGAUGGAAUGCUUUGAAUUUGUGUUCAUCAUGUUUUUCUCAAUAAACUUGUUGAGCACCACAAAUUAUCUAUCGCAAGCUUUGCAAAGAAAGAAUCAAAAUGUUGUUGAAGCCAUGCAUUUGAUCUUAGAUGUGAAAGAAAGCUUGCAAGACAUGAGGGACAAUGGGUGGGAGUCUUUAUUCAGUCAAGCCAAAAACUUUUGUGAGGCACAUGACAUUGAUGUGCCAAAUAUGGAUGAUCUUGUUGGAGCUAUGGGUCAAUCUGUUCGCACUAAGAAUAAGGUGACUCGACUUCACUAUUACAAGGUUACCAUAUUCAAUGUUGCCAUUGAUGCAACUAUCACUGAGAUGAAUCAUCGAUUCAAUGAAGUUUCCACCGAGUUAUUGGAUUGUAUUUCUUGUCUUAAUCCGGCAAACAACUUCUCAAAGUUUAAUGCUGACAAACUUAUUCGGCUUGCUGAAAUUUAUGCUGAGGACUUUACGUAAGCUGACCGGUUGUUGCUAAGAUUUGACCUUCCAAGAUUCCUUAUGAACAUUAGGAGAAGUGAGGAAUUUAAUGGAUGCCGAGAUGUGUCCACACUUGCUCGAUUGAUGGUUCAAACAAAGGAACACACAUCUUUCCAGUUGGUAUAUCGCCUCAUUGAGUUGGCGUUGAUUCUUCCUAUGGCAACUGCACCAGUUAAGUGAAUAUUUUCGGCAAUGAAGAUCAUCAAGACAGAUUUGCGUAAUGAGGUAUCAAAUGAAUGGCUAAAUAGAUUAAUGGUGUGCUACUUUGAGAAAGAGAUAUUUAGAAGCAUUCAUGAUGAUCAAAUCAUGAUACAAUUCCAGAAAUUAAGGCGUGAAGGACAUUUGCCUCAUGAGUUCAAUGUUAUUUCUUAGAGGCAUAUGCCAGUUUUACUAGUGUUAAUAGUCAACAUUGCCCUACUAUUCUAUCACUAAUAAUUGUGCUAAUCUGGGCAGAUGGCUUGCGGCUGGUCAUUCGGGCAUACAUUUCUAUAUUUUGGUUUGGAGGUGUUCUACCAUAGCAUUAGUUUGAAACAACACUGUAUCAUUGUUUUGGUCUUCUAGUUGUUGCUUCUCUAGUACUUGAUGUAUUGGUGUGUGAACUGUAUGAAACUUCAAGGUAUGGUCAAACAUGUUACUAGUAUUGGUCUUAAAAGAAUUCAUGUCAUUUUGAGCACAUGUUUGUCUGAAUUGGCAAUACCAAAUUGGUUCAAAUUUUGAUA